Messenger RNA from Megalopta genalis, 2052 nucleotides. It is a transcript of the gene deltaCOP, whose product is annotated as coatomer subunit delta. Gene Ontology annotation, cellular component: COPI vesicle coat. The record is from RefSeq and is a predicted model, not a curated record. Gene Ontology annotation, biological process: Golgi localization; endoplasmic reticulum to Golgi vesicle-mediated transport; retrograde vesicle-mediated transport, Golgi to endoplasmic reticulum. Lineage: Eukaryota; Metazoa; Arthropoda; Insecta; Hymenoptera; Halictidae.
GCCACACGUCAGCACAGUGCGCCCUCUGCUCGUGGACUCGUAUUUGUAUAUAUGAUGUGGAUGGAGGAUUGACUUAUAUAAAAAUUAUAUUAGGUUAAUCGUGCAACUUGUAACGUAUCAAAAUAAUUCAUCAAAAUGGUACUUAUCGCCGCAGCGGUCUGCACUAAAGCAGGCAAAACCAUUAUUUCUCGUCAGUUUGUUGAAAUGACAAAAGCCAGGAUAGAAGGUUUACUUGCUGCAUUUCCAAAGUUAAUGAGUUCUGGUAAACAGCAUACAUUUGUAGAAACAGAAUCUGUAAGAUAUGUUUAUCAACCACUGGAAAAAGUGUACAUGUUAUUAAUUACAACAAAAGCUAGCAAUAUAUUAGAAGAUUUAGAAACAUUGAGACUUUUUGCAAGAGUUAUUCCAGAAUACUGUAAUUCAAUAGAUGAGCUGGAAAUAGCUGAGAAUGCAUUCAAUUUGAUAUUUGCAUUUGAUGAGAUUGUUGCUCUUGGUUAUAGAGAAAAUGUGAAUUUAGCACAGAUUAGAACAUUUGUAGAAAUGGAUUCGCAUGAAGAAAAAAUAUAUCAAGCAGUAAGAAUGACUCAGGAAAGAGAAGCUAGAAAUAAAAUGCGUGAGAAAGCAAAGGAAUUACAGAGGCAAAGAAUGGAAGCAAAUAAAAAGAGCGGUGUUAAGAAUCCUGGCUUUGGUAAUUCAUUUGGAAGUAGUAGCAAUUUCACACCGACUCCUAGUGUAGUGGGAGAUACUGCUAACUUUGUACCGGAACCAGUUAGACCUGCAUAUACACCAUCACAGAAACCAGCUAAUGCCGGGCCAGGUGCUAUGAAAUUGGGAGGAAAGUCUCGUGACGUUGAUACUUUCGUUGACCAAUUGAAAGAAGAAGGAGAAAAUGUUGUGACUACACCUUUAUCAACAUCAGAUGCAAAACCAUCAAUUGCCCCACAGACAAUUCAUACAGAACUAGUUCAUCUACGUCAAGAAGAACGACUCAAUGUACGAAUUGGUAGAGAUGGUGGCUUGCAACACUUUGAGCUGCAUGGAUUGGUCACACUACAUAUUUCAGAUGAGAAAUGGGGACGAAUUCGUGUACAAUUAGAAAAUAGCGAUUCAAGAGGAAUUCAAUUACAAACACAUCCCAACGUAGACAAGGAACUAUUCAGAUCGCGUAGCCAAAUAGGUCUAAAGAUUCCUGCAAAACCAUUCCCAUUGAAUACUGAUGUUGGAGUACUAAAGUGGCGUUUACAAGCUCAGGACGAAACAGCGUUACCUAUUUCAAUAAACUGUUGGCCUUCUGAAAAUGGGGAGGGUGGAUGCGACGUCAAUAUAGAGUAUGAAUUAGAACAAGUUAAUCUUGAACUAAAUAAUGUACAAAUAAACAUUCCUCUGCCCAUUGGCUGCAAUCCCAUAGUAAGCGAAUGUGAUGGGCAAUACACACACGAAGCUCGACGAAAUACCCUUGUGUGGUCUCUACCAAUAGUAGAUGCAUCUGCAAAAUCUGGUUCAAUGGAGUUCUCAGCACCUUCUUCUACUCCAUCCGAUUUUUUCCCCCUUAACAUUUCAUUUUCGUCGAAGACAUCGUACGUCAACAUCAAGGUGACAGAAGUUUUGCUUGUUGAAGAUGAAAGUCCUGUAAAACACUCAGUAGAAACAGUUUUCUUUACUGACAACUAUGUAGUGGUAUAAAUACACGGAGAACAAGUUAGCUAUUUGUGUUAAAUGUGUACAAGAUUACCAAGCUAAUCGCUGGCCAUCGACACUUCAAUAAUAAAUAUUUUUUGCUUAAUUAUCAUCGCAAUAACAAUUUUGUUGCAUCGAUUUCAAGCACUGUUUUCGUCAAUGAUGGGGUAUACUAAAAGAAUACUAAACAUUUAUAAAUACUAGAUACCCUAUAAAAAAAGAAGUUCCAUUUAAUACUUGGCUAAUGUCAAACCAUUAAAGAAAACUGUACAUAAAUAUUUUAUAAUUGGUAAUGAGGAAACGUUGAAAGUCUUUUCACAUUUUACAAGUUAAUUGUAUUGCCUAUAAAUAAAAUUUCAGUUGUAGUAGUUUAAA